Molecule: messenger RNA, 952 nt
Organism: Bombus pascuorum
Lineage: Eukaryota; Metazoa; Arthropoda; Insecta; Hymenoptera; Apidae
Product: required for meiotic nuclear division protein 1 homolog
Exons: 4
Coding region: 191-841 (216 amino acids)
Biological process (GO): positive regulation of mitochondrial translation
Source: RefSeq, a predicted model, not a curated record
GAUGAUUAUUUGAAUGACAUGUUUGUCAUUUUGUUUGUCAUGUAUAUUUAUAUAAACAACUAUAAAAGAAACUAAAUUACAUUAUGGUAAAUUAGAAAUAGCUUUAUCAGAUGUUAUACAUGCUGUGGCAAAGUAUGAAGUCAACCAGGUACAAAGAGAAGUUUUUUUUUUCCGAGAAGGCACUAUAGUGAUGUGGAAUAUCUCUGAAUUCGAAUGUGAAAAUAUAUUAGAAUUUUUAAAAAAAUACGAACAAAAUCGUUAUAUGGAAUCUAUUGUAAAAUCUGAAAGUGAAGUAAUGUGUUACAGUUACGCGGAUCAUGGAAAAAAGAAUCAUAUAAAGGAUGGUAACAUUAUUUUAGCUUUAAACGCAACAAAUUUAGAUAAAUACACAUUCUCAAAUGCAAUGGCACAAUCAGUCAAAUUAGGUAUAUGGGAAGCAUCUUUAGACCAUUAUAUAGAUUCCAUAGCAUUUGUUACUGAAGAUUUAAAGUCUGGUAAAAGGCUUAGAAUGACUCAACAUGAAGUAUUAAGAAAGCAAGGGGAAUUAUUUGCUUUGCGACAUUCAAUUAAUUUAAGUUCAGAUUUAUUAGACACUCCAGAUUUCUAUUGGGAAAGGGAUGAUUUAGAACGUCUUUACCAAGAAACUUGCUCGUAUUUUAACAUUGCAAAACGCACAAGAGUUAUAAACGAAAAAUUAAAUCAUUGUGUUGAACUUGUGGGAAUUUUAGCAAUGCGUUUAAGCGAUCGCCAUCAUAUUCGUUUAGAGUGGAUGAUCAUUAUUCUUAUCAUGGUGGAAGUUGUUUUUGAAAUAUUACAUUACAUCAACAGAUAUUUUUCAUAGAUUAAUAUCUAUAAUUGUAUUUAUAAGGUCUAAAUUAAUGUAAUAGUAAUUGCUAUUAUCUAUAUUGUAUUUAAUUGUAAAAAGAUAAAUAUAUAUUAUAAAUAAAAUUUA